Lactuca virosa is the source of this 1087-nucleotide messenger RNA. NCBI's taxonomy places the organism in Eukaryota, Viridiplantae, Streptophyta, Magnoliopsida, Asterales, Asteraceae. The record is from the annotation of a GenBank genome assembly.
AUUUUUCCCCUUCUCCUUUCUUUCUUCCCAAGCACAAGAACCCUAAAACCCCUAUCAUUCUUUCACAAAAAUUUCUCACAAAUCAAAAACCAUAUCUCCUUGUUCUCUAUUUGAAAUAUGGUGGUCGGUAGAAUUACCUCCCGGAUUGCAAGAACCGUCGUUACACGGUACCAAAUUUCUUCGAUCCUCCACGGCCGACCUGAUAAUCGUUACACGAUUCCAAUAAUCGGAAACCAUUUUUCUGGCUCACAGAACAAGGUGAUAACAGGUCAAAUAUCUCGAAUACAUAAUUCUGUUCUUAGUUCAUCAGCCUUCCAAAGAUUUGGGUUCUCAUCAUCUGCAUCUACACAACCCAAUGAAAAGGGAACUUCUGAAAAUGGAAAAGAAAAUACAAAUGAUGAAAAUUUGGGUCAAAAAGAAGGUUCUGAUGAUUUGACAAUGGAGGAUUUGAUUGGACUUGUAACUGAGAAGGAAGAACUCUUAAAGACAAAGCAAGAAGAGAUUAAAAGUUUGGAAGAUAAACUUCUUCGAAGCUAUGCAGAUAUGGAAAACGUUAUGGCAAGGACAAAAAGAGAGGCUGAAAACUCAAAAAAGUUUGCAAUUCAGAAUUUUGCAAAAAGUUUACUAGAUGUUGCAGACAAUCUAGAUAGAGCAUCAUCAGUUGUAAAAGAGAGUUUUGCAAAGCUUGAUACAUCUGGAGACACUGCUGGAGGAGCUGUUCCACUUCUGAAAACACUUCUAGAAGGUGUCGAAAUGACCGAAAAACAGCUAUCAGAGGUUUUCAAGAAGUUUGGAGUGGAGAAAUAUGAUCCAACAAACGAAGAGUUUGAUCCAAAUAGACAUAAUGCAGUGUUCCAAGUACCCGAUCCUACCAAGGCCCCUGAUACUGUUGCAGUUGUGCUCAAAGCGGGAUACACGUUGCAUGAUCGUAUCAUACGACCUGCUGAAGUUGGUGUCACCAUAAAAGUUGACUAGAACAUGUUUGACCUUGAUAUUAAUUAUAUCUUUUGAACCUUUUGAUUUACUUCAUUUUUUGUAUCGGAUGUAAUAAAAUAUGGAUAUGCAUUAAAGGCUGUUGAAACUUAUA